AUGUCAGUCCGUCCCAGGGAAGGCGAUCUGAAUGUCCGCGCAGGCUUCAUCUUCGAGUCGGAGAGGUACAACUACAAGCUGGAGGAGCUGAUUGGCGAUGGUGGUUAUGGACAAGUGUAUGAGGCAGACGCCAUCUCAAAGGGAAAAAAGCAGGACACAAAGCGACUCGCGGUCAAGCUGGAGCGACGUUCAGGAGCAACCGACAUCGAGGCCCGCGUGCUCGAAACAGCAAAGGAUAAGAACUGCCGCCACAUUCCAAAGAUUUUUGACAAUGGGGUCAUUCAAAGUCGAGGCUGCUCAUUCAUUGCGAUGGAGCUUAAGGGACGCGACCUGUACAGACUGCGGAAGGACCGGAACAAUGGCAGUUUCACACUCGGGACAGCAGUGCGUGUUGCUCUUGUCACUCUUGAGAAUAACAACAUCAUCGCAGCCAGACAGGAUGUUGGAUGGAGAGGGACGACUCGAUAUGGCUCGCGGAGUGCUCAUCAACACCAGGACUUGGCGCGGAGGGAUGACGUCGAGAGCUGGUUCUACAUGAUCGUUGAGAUGACAAAGGGAUCACUCCCAUGGUCAGCGGAGAGAGAUCGGGCCGCAGUCUACAACGCAAAACUGGCAGCACUCAGCAACCUGGACGACUUCCUUAACGGCUGCCCUCAAGGCUACAGGGAGCUGAUUGGUCCCAUCAUCAAACUCAAAUUCGAGGAUGCACCUGCCUACAAGGAGAUGGCCAGGGUGCUUGAGAGGGUAAUUUAUGGGUCAAAUAAUCAGUUUCUUAAUUCAUUUUGCAGAUAA
This is a messenger RNA of Meloidogyne enterolobii, 792 nucleotides long. The record is from the annotation of a GenBank genome assembly. Lineage: Eukaryota; Metazoa; Nematoda; Chromadorea; Rhabditida; Meloidogynidae.